This is a messenger RNA of Pseudocercospora fijiensis CIRAD86, 1422 nucleotides long. RefSeq lists its product as uncharacterized. The record is from RefSeq and is a predicted model, not a curated record. The transcript is spliced from 3 exons. NCBI's taxonomy places the organism in Eukaryota, Fungi, Ascomycota, Dothideomycetes, Mycosphaerellales, Mycosphaerellaceae. The coding region runs from base 1 to 1422 and encodes 473 amino acids.
AUGGCCGAAUCCAUCGCAGCAGACUACCUCGUCAUUGGCGCCGGGGCCAUGGGAAUGGCCUUUGUCGAUACACUGCUUUCCGAAACAACCGACAAGAAGAUCAUCAUGCUUGACCGGCGUGCUCGACCCGGUGGGCAUUGGCUUGUUGCUUACCCCUUUGUGCGACUCCAUCAACCGGCAGCAUUUUAUGGAGUCAACUCACGGCCUCUUGACAAUGGCGCAAUUGAUCAAGUCGGCUGGAACAAAGGACUCUCCGAGCUUUCAUCUCGCGAUGCCGUGGUGUCUUACUUUGAUCUCGUCAUGAUGGAGACAUUCUUGCCUUCUGGACGGGUGGAGUUCUUCCCAAAGCAUGAAUAUGUCGGCGAAGGUGAAUUCCGGUCACUUCUCACCAAGAAGAGCUACAAAGUCGGAGCAGAAACCACCAUCGUGGAUGCAACGUACAGCAGAACAUCAGUUCCUUCCAUGAGACCCCCGCCAUACGAAGUCGCGAAAGGCGUUGAUCUCGUUACGCCCAAUGGUCUCCCUGACAUCACGCGAGGCUACGCAAACUAUACCGUCGUCGGAGCAGGAAAGACAGGCAUCGACACCUGUCUCUGGCUCCUGGAAAACGACAUCAAACCAUCCGAAAUCACCUGGAUCAUGCCCCGCGACUCCUUCUACCUCGAACGAGAGUCCUUCCAACCAGCCAGCCGAGAUCCCGAAAAAGCCCUCGCCAGACUCCAAGCCACAUGGCAAAGCACAAUGGCCGCAACAAGCGUCGACCACUUCCUCCAACUCCAACUCGACCACCACCUCCUCCACCGUCUCAACGAAACCGUCUGGCCCACAAUGUACCACUGCGCCUCCGUCUCCCUCCUGGAACUCGACGCCAUCCGAAAAAUCCCAACCAUAAUCCGCAAAGGCCGCAUCACGAAAAUCUCCCCCGAAAAAGUCUCCCUCCAAAACGGAUCUUACAUCCCAAACCCAGACACCCUCUACAUCGACUGCUCCGCCAGCGCAAUCGCCAAAACGCCCCCCAUCCCAAUCUUCCAGACCAAAAAAAUCACCCUCCAACCCAUCCGUUUCUGCCAACAAACUUUCUCCGCAGCUCUAAUCGCCCACAUCGAAGCCACAACCUAUCCUCCCUGCUCCUCCUUAGAAAAGAAAAACUCCCUCGCAAAACCCAUCCCCAUGCCCAACGACGCCAUCGACAACGUUUUAGUCUCUCUACAAUCGAAUCUCAAUCAAUUAGCCUGGGGCGGAGAAAGUUCCAUCCGGAAGUUCUUGAAGAAUUCGAGAUUGGAUUAUUUCGGGAAUAUUUUUCCGCAGCCGGCCCCCGAGGGGGCGAUGGAGUUUGCGAGGCGGAUGGGGGAGCAGAUGGUGAUGAUGAGUCGGAAGUUGUGGGGACUUUUGGAAGGCUUUUCGAGCCUAUCUUGCGCCUAG